Molecule: messenger RNA, 2540 nt
Organism: Chinchilla lanigera (long-tailed chinchilla)
Lineage: Eukaryota; Metazoa; Chordata; Mammalia; Rodentia; Chinchillidae
Gene: Ccr2
Product: chemokine (C-C motif) receptor 2
Exons: 4
Coding region: 181-1662 (493 amino acids)
Biological process (GO): positive regulation of monocyte chemotaxis; G protein-coupled receptor signaling pathway; immune response
Cellular component (GO): membrane; cytoplasm
Molecular function (GO): C-C chemokine receptor activity
Source: RefSeq, a predicted model, not a curated record
UGACACUCGUCUGCGCUGCCCCUCCCGUGCCACCAACCUUCUCUCUUCCCCGCCUCCUCCUCCCGAGUUUUCCACGUAGCCUGCCGAUCCCACACCUCAUCCUUCAGGGUGGGGAUUACGAAGGGGCCUGAGCGCCUGUAUUUCCACCAAGCUCCUUGACUGGGGCUGAUUCCUGGCCUGAUGAGAGCCGUUCGCGAACAGUCAGAGGUUCGCGCCCUGUGCUCUGGACACGCGCCGUGUGGCCUGCCUCCUAGAAAGGCAAUGAGGGAAGGCGCGUGGUGUGUUACUCGGCAGAACGUUGACGCCAGCACGGAUUUAACCCCUCUCAGGCUCAUCUCAAGUGCUCUUUCUUGCUUCAUGAAAACUCCCUUCAGGAGCGUCUUCCUCUCUGAGCUCUCCAUGCACAGAAGCCUAGCCCUGGGCCAUCGUCACACAUUGCUUGAAACCUUGAUUUCCUACUUCUGCACACCAAGUGUCUAUCUCCAGAUCUGCCUGGUUCUGUCACCAAGAGGCUUGACACAGCAGGGCCACCUGGAAGAAACCACCUGGGAACAGAUGGAAAUGGAAGACAACGACCCGUUAUCCCAGCUUAUCGACGACAUGCCUUCUUUCUCAUUUCUAAGAACGGAAGAAGCCACUACCAUCUAUGACUAUGACAUGGGAUCACCCUGCAGAAAAACCGACGUGUGGCACAUGGCAUCCCAGCUCCUGCCCCCGCUCUAUGCGCUGGUGUUCAUCUUUGGUUCUGUGGGCAACAUCCUGGUCAUCCUCAUCCUGAUCACCUGCAAACGGCUGAAGAGCAUGACCGACAUCUACCUGCUCAACCUGGCCAUCUCCGACCUGCUCCUCCUCCUCACGCUCCCGUUCUGGGCUCACUAUGCUGCUGCCCACAACUGGAUCUUUGGAGGUGCGGUGUGCAAAUUGUUAGCAGGGCUCUAUCAGAUCGGCUAUUUUGGAGAGGUCUUCUUCAUCAUCCUCCUGACCAUCGAUAGGUACCUGGCCAUUGUCCAUGCCGUGUUUGCUCUGAAAGCCAGGACAGUCAGCUUCGGGAUGGUGACCAGCGGGGUCACUUGGGUGGUGGCUCUGUUUGCUUCUCUCCCUGGAAUCAUCUUCACACGACUGGAAGAGUCCAGUGGCAUUUACAGCUGCGGCCCUCAUUUUCCAACCAUAUGGAAGAAUUUCCAGACACUAAAGAUGGUCUUCUUGGGGCUGGUGUUGCCACUGCUGGUCAUGAUCAUCUGCUACUCGGGCAUCCUGCAGACCCUGCUGCGGUGCCGGAAUGAGAAGAAGAGGCACAAGGCGGUGAGACUCAUCUUCGCCAUCAUGAUCGGCUACUUCCUCUUCUGGACUCCCUACAACAUCGUGAUCCUCCUGGACACCUUUCAGAAGUUCUUUGGGCUAAGUAGCUGCAACCACACAGGCCAGAUAGACCGGGCCAUGCAGGUGACGGAGGCUCUGGCAAUGACACACUGCUGCGUGAACCCUGUCAUCUACGCCUUCGUGGGGGAGAAGUUCCGCAGGUACCUCUCGGUGUUCUUCCGAAAGCACGUGGCCAAGCGCUUCUGCAGACAGUGCCCAGUUUUCUACCGGGAGACAGUAGACCGCGUGAGCUCUACCUACACUCCAUCCACUGGGGAGCAGGAGGUCUCAGCUGGCUUCUAACUCGAGCCACAGGUGGCCUGCUAUGCUCUGGAGGAGACAGCCAUCUGUACGUGAGAACAACCCUCGAGGGUUUAUUGGUGACCAGGGAAAUGGGAUGGAGGUGCCCAGGAGCCUCAGGACUGUGCCCAGAUAGACUUGUGUCUCCAUUCAUGGAAAGGGAAUAUUCCAGAACAACCAUCGUAGAGACCUGGGCUCUCCAGCCAGCUCAUCUUGGUUUCUGAGAUACCAUGCUUCCUUGCCUUGGGCUAAUGCUUUUUCCAAACUUCACCCCCUUUGUUCUCUGAUUCUGUCCAUCUUUGAUUAGCCAAAGGGGAGUGCAGAAUGGGACAGGGCUGGGAUGGACAGAGAUGAGGGGACCCGGAGUCCAGGCUGCAUGUGGGGAGGAGGGAGAUGGACAGUGCCAGGCCUGAGUGGAGAUGGUGGUGAGCAAAGAAGUGGUCCCAGCCCUCGGCCCCACCUCCCACCUCUACCUGACUUGGAGGUCUUUGCCAAUCAUGGAACCACUGCAAAUUUAAUCAUUUUGGGGGAGUUUUGGUUGGAUCUGAUGGUCUCUUAUGUGUGAGUACAUGGCACAUUUUUGCUUUAUUAUGGUUCAUCCAUAACAACCAGGUAGCUUACCUGUGAAGGAAACUGCACCUCCCUCAGCCCCUGCAUGGUCACUGGAAGGGACACUCCAUCCCUGCGGGCCUGGGGUAUGUCCUCAGAAGCCUGAGGGCACAAGUGACAGAGGCCACUGCUUUGGAAGUCACACAUCUCACCUGCAAAGCGUGGCACCUCCAUUGCCAGGCUGGGCGAACCUAGACCAGCAAGAUUCUAGACAUGCUGGGGAGAAAGGUUUCCCAGGCAUUCUCAGGCAUUAAAAAAAAAAAAAGAAGAAA